Molecule: messenger RNA, 1074 nt
Organism: Sesamum indicum (sesame)
Lineage: Eukaryota; Viridiplantae; Streptophyta; Magnoliopsida; Lamiales; Pedaliaceae
Gene: OFP14
Product: ovate family protein 14
Biological process (GO): negative regulation of DNA-templated transcription
Source: RefSeq, a predicted model, not a curated record
AUUAAAUUCUAAUUUAAUGUCACUCCUAAAUUUUGUUUUUAUUUUGAAAUUUCACUAUAAAUACAACACCCCAUGCUUCCAAUUUUUCACUUCAAUCCCAUUGAGAAAAAUCCAAAAUUUCAACCAAAAAAAAAAAAAAGGGAAAAUGCCAAAGCAAAUUCAGAAAUCAUUUCAAGAAUGCCUAUCAAAAAUCAAAAUUUCCAAGAAACAAAUCCAGUUACCGUUACGUAGUUGCAAGCACCCCAAAACGCCGUCGUUUACGUCCAGGGGCGGCAAGAAGGAGACCGACGCCGCGACGUUGUCCGAUGUCGACCAGUUCUUGUUUGAGAAUUUCAGGUCACUCUACCAGAAGGAGUACGAAGAGGAGACCUCGAAGGAAACUGAGCCGAAAACGGCCGCGUUUUUGCUGGAGUCGCCGAGGCUGCUCGACCUUCCUCUGCCGCAAAACCUCUGCCGCUCGGCGAGGUUCUUCGUCUCCUCCGGCUCGACGAGCUCGCUCAUCAUGGACGAGCCCUGCUCUUCCUCGGCCUCGUCCACGAAUGAUUCCUCGGUGGAGUCGGAGGAAGCCCCGGAGAUCGCGGCGAACGAUUCCUCUGCGCCGGACGAUUUCAUCGCUCUUUUGACGUACUCGCCGAGCCCGUACGAGGAUUUCCGGCUUUCGAUGCAGGAGAUGGUGGAGGCGCGUGUGGAGCAUAACGGAAAAGUGGACUGGAAGUUUCUGGAGGAGCUUUUGUUCUGUUACUUGGAUUUGAAUAACAAGAAGUCGUAUAGAUUUAUACUGCGAGCGUUUGUGGACGUGAUCGUGGGUCUGCGAGAGAACUCCGGUAGAAUUCCGGUCAGCCGUCGGCCGUGGAACGGCGGAGCUGGGAGAAGGCGGCUCAAUCUUAAUUGAAGGGGAGGCGCAGUGCAUGCAUGAACCAAUUAAUUAAGUCUUUUCAAUAAAUACAAAACUGUUGUUUUUAUUUCCGUAUGUGUGUAUUACUUUUUCCUGUAGGUGUACGUAUAUGUAUGUAUUUGCGCGUGUAUUUGUGUGUAUUUUUCGAUGAACAAGCAUUAAAACUUUAAAAUAUACUG